Messenger RNA from Hibiscus syriacus, 1713 nucleotides. RefSeq lists its product as uncharacterized. The record is from RefSeq and is a predicted model, not a curated record. The transcript has 8 exons. NCBI's taxonomy places the organism in Eukaryota, Viridiplantae, Streptophyta, Magnoliopsida, Malvales, Malvaceae. Bases 1 to 1713 code for a protein of 570 amino acids.
AUGAAAAUAUUGAAGCAUGUUUUGAAGGAGUUAAACAUGAUUCAUUUUUCUGAUAUAUCUGCUAGGGUAAUUGCUAAGAGGGCAGAACUGGAGUCUGUUCAACUCUCUAUCCUAUCUAGUGCUAGCCAAUUUGGUGUGGAAGAGGAAAAUAAGGUCCAUGUUGACCUAGUGGAUCUUGAAGUGGCUGAGCUUGAGUUCUAUAGGCAGAAAACAAAGAUACACUGGUUGCAGGAGGGGGAUUUGAUCCAAGAGUGUCCUCCUGAGUGUUUGAAGGAACUCUUGAGCUAUACUCUGCCUGUUGGUGCAGAGAGGGUUCUGGAGGGUGUGAUUUCAGAUAGUGAAAUUAAAGAGGCCCUAUUUAGACAAAGUAAUGACAAGAGCCUAGGACCUGAUAGGUUCACCUCCUGGUUCUUUAAGGUGGCUUGGGGGAUUGUUCAUUCUGAUUUCCUCAAUGCUGUGAGGGAAUUUAGACCCAUCUCUUGCUGUUCUGUGGUAUAUAAAGCAAUCACCAGGAUUUUGGUCACUAGACUAGCUCAGUUCUUCCAUGAAAUGAUCUCUGCUAGCCAAUCUCCUUUUAUCAAGGGUAAAAGCAUCACUGAUAAUACUCUUUUAGCCCAAGAAAUAGUUAAGGGCUAUUCUAGAAGAAAGUUUUCUCUUAGAUGUGCUAUAAAGAUUGAUUUGCAGAAAGCAUUCGAUUCUAUUAGCUGGAAGUUCCUGUUGAAUAUUCUUAGAGCUAUGGGGUUUCCUGCAAGAUUCUGUGGAUGGAUUGAGACUUGUGUGACCACCCCUAGAUACUCAAUUACUCUGAAUGGCAGUCUUGUGGGAUUGCUUGAUGUUGCUGCUAGGAAUGGAAUUUUCAUAUUCCAUCCAAAAUUGUUAGGAGUUAAAAACAUCUUAGAAAAAUUCUAUCAUCUGUCUGGGCUCAAGUUAAAUGCCCUGAAAACUGAACUCUUUGUCUGUGGGAUUAAUAAAGGUGAUUUAGAGCAGAUUCAAGCAGUCAUUGGGUUUAGAUCUGGUGUUUUUCCUGUCAGAGGUGAUUUAGAGCAGAUUCAAGCAGUCACUGGGUUUAGAUCUGAUGUUCUUUCUGUCAGGUAUUUGGGAGUUCCUCUAGUGACUCGUAAGCUCUCAAGGAAGGACUGCACUGCUUUGAUGGAGAAAAUUAAAGAUAAAUUGAGGGUGUGGUCGAGCAGGAAAUUGAGCUUUGGGGGGAGACUCCAACUUAUUAAAGCUGUCCUUUUUAGUAUCUUCAAUUACUGGAGUAUGCAGUUGGUUUUGCCUAAGGGUGUAAUUCAGGACAUUGAGAUGAUGUGCAUGAGAAAUAUUUUGGCUGGUGAGGGAUCAUUAUGGGUUGCUUGGAUUAAAGCGUAUUGCUUUAAACUUGAUGAUUACUGGAAUGUUGAAAAUAAAUCCCACUUUAGCUGGAUUCUCAUGAAGUUGAUCAAUCUGCGUGAGGAAGCCAGAGGUUUAUUUGCUGCUUCAGGUAGCUGGUUACCUACCAGGGAGAGACUUUGUAGCUUUGCUAUGGUGACUGAUGCAAGCUGUGGACUAUGUGAUACUGGUCUGGAAUCGAGGAAUCAUCUUUACAUGGACUGUAUUUUUUCUCGGGGGGUUUGGAACGCUAUACUGCAGUUUUGUGGGCUGCAAAUUCAAUGGCCUAGAUGGGAUCAUAUGCUUGACUGGCUGGUCAGGAAUCUGAAGGACAAAUCCUGUUAG